GACAGAUGUAGCGACAACAUCCCAAACAAAAACCGCUUAUUUGUGCUGAGAUGAGCCCGUCUGCCUUCUGUGUGUUGGCAUUCAACUUCACUAAACAAAAGGACCAGGGGGAAACAUCUUGGAUUACCUUUCCCCUUUUCAACGCUCAAAACCAGCCGUGGCUUCUCACACUCACACACUCACACACACCACCGCCAUUCAAUGCUUUGAGUUAACCAACAAAGUUUAUUUAAGUGUUGUUAUGUUAUUGGGGCCGUAAGUGGGGGGGAAUUAGUGACUUUUUGGUUUUGAACAACGGCAGCGUCGUGGCCCGUGGCUUACUGUCAGCACAAGGCUGCCGGCACCUUCGACACAUGACGGUACUGACACCAUUAAUGUCAACAUCUGAGUCAUCUAAAUUUUUUAAAAAGCGUUUAUUUAACAUUUCUCUUAUUUGAUUUUAAACAUGUGGCACAUUGAUUUUUGUUUGUUUGUUUUUUUUGCUAGAAUUCAGGCGACAUAUUUUAACCCAAACAAUGACCAAAACAGGAGUGAAUUGACUUACUACUUACUAGAAAUUCUUAGGGGUGUGUUUAUAUAAAUAUAUUUUUAGGAUUAUCCGGAAACUUUUUUUUUUUUUUUUGUCCUAUUUUUGGCAUAAAGUUUGCAAGACAACACAGCUACAACAGCCGGCAAGCCUUUGCAACUCCCUCUUCCUCUGUUUAAUGCCAGAAAAUGUCCACAAAGUGCCACCAUGCAUGUAUUCCCAGAGAAAUGUCUCCAUAAGCCUGGAAAUAGUAAAUAUGUACUUUGAAUUGGCUCAUAUGGGCAGCCUGUGCCUGUGCGUGUGUGUGUGUGUGUGUGUGUGUGUGUCUCGGGGCAGGGCUGACCCCGCCCCUUUAUGCUAAUUAAGGUCUCCCAUUGGUGUGUCAGGGGAGCAGGCCGGCUCUGAUUGGCCAGGUCGAAGCCAUUUAUUCGCUGACAGCCCCGUCACAUGAAUGGUUGUCUAUUAACUUGUUCAAAAACUAUCUGGAGUUGUCAAGGCUCGGGCGGACAGAGGCGAAAAAGUACAGUUUGUUAAUGCUUUUUCGGAGAAGCGACGGGAGAAGUUUUGUGGACACAACAUAGCAGGGACCUAUUGGGAGAAAGCUCUCCGUCUCACACUCACUCACUCACUCACACUCACACACUCUCACACUCACACACACACACACACACACACACACGCUCACUCUGAAGCACACUCGCUGAGAGGGAGAGAGAGAGAGAGUGAGAGUGUGUGGAGACGCGGCUUGGUGCUUGUUCUUGGGUUUUUUUUUUUGGGGUCCAGAGAAAAAGUUGCAGAGAAAAAUCGACAGGUAACUUCCAGCAGCAGCCCUGCGCUCCUCACUGUCCUGCCUCUGGCUUGUGGAGUUUGUCUCUGUGUGUGGUUCCUUUUUUUUUUCUCCCCCCUCUGCUCGGAAACUCCAACUAAACGCUGUUCCUGAUGUAUAACAUGAUGGAGACUGAACUGAAGCCCCCAGCUCCCCAGACUAACACGGGGGGCACGGGCAACACCAACACGUCCGGCACUGGCACCAACCAGAAAAACAGUCCGGAGCGGGUCAAGAGACCCAUGAACGCGUUCAUGGUGUGGUCCCGAGGCCAGAGGAGGAAGAUGGCCCAAGAAAAUCCCAAAAUGCACAACUCGGAGAUAAGUAAGAGACUGGGCGCGGAGUGGAAACUUCUGUCGGAGAGCGAGAAGAGACCUUUCAUCGACGAAGCCAAGAGGCUGCGGGCCCUGCACAUGAAGGAGCAUCCGGAUUACAAAUACCGGCCCCGGCGGAAAACCAAGACCCUCAUGAAGAAGGACAAGUACACCUUGCCCGGCGGGCUGCUGGCUCCGGGAGGAAACGGGAUGGGAACUGGGGUCGGUGUAGGGGUGGGCGGCGGGUUGGGCGGCGGGGUGAACCAGCGGAUGGACAGCUACGCGGCGCACAUGAACGGCUGGACCAACGGGGGCUACGGCAUGAUGCAGGACCAGCUGAGCUACCAGCACCCCGGGCUGAACGCGCACAACCCGAGCCAGAUGCAGUCCAUGCACCGCUACGACAUGAGCGCCCUGCAGUACAACACCAUGACCAGCUCCCAGAGCUACAUGAACGGCUCCCCGACAUACUCCAUGUCCUAUUCCCAGCAAACCACGCCGGGGAUGACCGCCCUGGGCUCCAUGGGGCCCUCCUCGGUGGUGAAGUCCGAGUCCAGCAGCUCCAGCCCGCCCGUCGUCACCUCGUCGUCCCACCGGGCCGCCCCGGGCUGCCAAAGCGGAGACCUGAGGGACAUGAUCAGCAUGUACCUGCCCGGGGCGGAGGUCAGCGAGCAGACCGCCCAGACCAGGCUACACAUGUCCGGGCACUACCAGAGCACCGUGCCCGGGACGACGAUCAACGGCACGCUGCCCUUAACACACAUGUAAGAGACACAAAGCAGAGAGAAAGAGAGAGAGAGAGAGAGAAAAAAAAGAACUUUUAUAUGAGAAACUGUGGACUACUUAACGUUGGACUAUUUUUGUACAGAAAAAUUUCGGGGUGGGAAAAGUUGUAUAGAAGUCUCCAGGAAAAGGACACACGACUCUUUUUUUUUUUUCUUUCAUUUUAUUCUAAGGAAGCUCUAGAGGAAACGGUAGGAGAUCCCCUCUUCACUGGUGGAUGAAGUUUGGAAGACUAGAAAGUGGGAGUCGCAAUCAAAUGUUUUAUUAUUGCAAUCACCUUUUGUACAGUAUUUAUCAAAGAAACAUUACAAUCAGAUGAAAUUGUUUGUUAAAUUGCAAGAGGUUGCGUUUUUUUUCUUUUUUUUUCUUUUUAUUUUUUUUUUAAUAUAAAGCAACGCCAGUUCUGCAGAAAAUAUUAAACGUGAAAAAAGGCAGAACUGGAAUUAUAUGGGAGCGAUCAGUUAUGCUCCUUUAUUACUGCAAACAUUGGAAAGAAAAAGGGACAUAAAACGAAGCAGGUAAUACUGUUUUUUUAUUUCAUUCAAGGUCAAUGUUACUAAACAUUUUAAUUUCUUAAAAAAAAAAAAAAAGAUAAGACACUUUUUUCUCAUACAGCUUAAAAUAUAGGUUGUUAAUUUAUAUUUCCGUCUCCCACUUUUCAUCUGUUAGAGGUAUGACGCUUGUGCUCUUUAUUUUCUAAUUGAUUUGUACAAUUUCUGUAUAUUUACUGUGAUAUUUUAAGUUUUUAUUUCAAAAUUCAUUCCCGUAGUUGUAUUUUAAAAAUUGUGGCCUGUACGCAGAAGCCAACCACUCCAUGUAUAUAUAUACCGGAACUAAUACCAUCCUUAUAACAGUUACAGUUUCAGCUGAGUAUAUUUUUUUUCAAUAUGCAGUUUGAAAUGAAU
Molecule: messenger RNA, 3354 nt
Organism: Xiphias gladius (swordfish)
Lineage: Eukaryota; Metazoa; Chordata; Actinopteri; Istiophoriformes; Xiphiidae
Gene: sox2
Product: SRY-box transcription factor 2
Exons: 1
Coding region: 1466-2434 (322 amino acids)
Biological process (GO): anatomical structure morphogenesis; regulation of DNA-templated transcription; cell differentiation
Molecular function (GO): RNA polymerase II cis-regulatory region sequence-specific DNA binding; DNA-binding transcription factor activity, RNA polymerase II-specific
Source: RefSeq, a predicted model, not a curated record